Messenger RNA from Lucilia cuprina (Australian sheep blowfly), 2154 nucleotides. RefSeq lists its product as uncharacterized. Bases 581 to 1288 code for a protein of 235 amino acids. The transcript has 2 exons. NCBI's taxonomy places the organism in Eukaryota, Metazoa, Arthropoda, Insecta, Diptera, Calliphoridae. The record is from RefSeq and is a predicted model, not a curated record.
UAGAAGAACAUGUAAAUCUGUUCGCGGAAUACAAGAAAAUCGAAAAUAAAAAAAAUAAAAUCUCGGCAAAUGUACACUGCAUUGUUUAUGUUCCCACUACAUAAAACUGAAAUAUAAAAUAAAAAAUACAUAUGAACAUUAGGGCGGAAUUCUUUUUGGUCGGCAAAAUACCACAGCAGUACCCUAUAGACAAUACUCUCCUAUUAAUUGAUCUAAAAUGGUUUUAAUUAUUUUCAUAUAAAUAGAUUAAAUACGCAAUAUAGUCGCGAUUUGAUACAAAAUAAAUAUACUUAUUUUUCUCAUUUUAAAAAAGUAAUAUUUAUAAGAAAUUUAUCGUGUUAGGUGCGGGAACUUUCUAUAUGAUCGCGAAAAAAUAAUAUAUUCCGUAACAUUUGUUCAUGCUCUACAAGGCCUUGCUAUGGUAUUUUUGAUAUUUGCAAAAAUUGCAAAGAGUUAUGACCCUAAUAAAUAUAUUUGAACAUAAUCGUCAGAUUUUAUUACAGAUAUUAAAGGAAUAACAAUUAUUUGCUCAGCAAAUAAAAACAGAUAAAAAUAAAAUAAAAAUAUUCAAUCUGUUAAAAUGAUAAUCUCAAAAGAUCUUUUUAUUUUUGGCGAGCAUAUUUUUGGCACAAUUAUACCAGAAUCAUUGGCAAGUAUAUCUGCGCCAGCGGUUACAACAACAACUACUACAUUUACAUCAACGUCGUCAAUAUCGCCAAUUAAUACUACUUCAUCGAAUUACCAACAUCAUAAUCGUCAUCAUCAUCAGCAGCAUCAGUAUGAUAACAAUCAUCAAUCAAAUUGUUUUGAUUCCAUUGAUCAAAAUGACAAAAUGUUUAAUCAAUUGAGUGGUGACUCAACAAUGAUGUCUGAAGAUGAGGAGUCAACACCAGGUGCAACCAAAACAAGAAAAACCAUUCCGAAACUAACAGAAGAAUUGGAAACAACAAAUGCAACAAACCUGAAACACCAUUAUAUAUCAUCAUCUUCGUCACAAUCAUCAACAUCUUCCUGCUGCCUAUCAUCCGCGAUUUCUACCAUUCAUUCUCAAACUAAUGUCAGCAAAACUUUAAAAAAUUUCGAACCAAACGAGAGGUUGUCUGAAUUUAACUCAUGUUUCCAUUCCAAAGAUAGAAUUAAACCUACGUCAGCGACUGAUGGUGUUUUAAACUCUUUUCAGUCAAAACAACGGCCAGGCACUAUCGAGUCAGAGAGAAUGCAGCAUAUCCAUGGAAAUCGAAAUCAGCACAAAGUAAUAUUGGAUAAAAAUUCAAGGUUAGUAGAAUGAUUUAAAGAACUUUUUUACUUCAGUUUAAGAUUAAUUCAUUUUUAGCAGAAUAAAGAUAAAAAUAGUUUUCUCUUUCUCUUAAAAAAUAAAUUAUUAAGAUAAAAAUGAAAUUUUUGUUUAUAGUUAGCACUGAAUGAAUAGGCAGAAUAUUCUAUCAAAUUGUACUAUGUUUUACAUCCCAAUUGAGUGCUAAAAAAAAUUCCAUCACUGUAUGUAGACGUUGAAAAAUAUACACAAGUUCAAUUUACAUAAUCAAAAAGUAUAACAAAGAGCGAGCAAGUAUGAGGGAGAUUAGUUUUACGAUAUCAUUAAAAAGUUUUUCUUUUUUUUUUGUUUACACAUAAUUCAUUGACACUUUACAAAUUUCUCUAGAAUUUUGAUAAAAAGGUAGACCGCAAAUAUGACCUUGAAUGGAUACAUAUUUAUGCGUGUACUUCGGUACGUUAUACAAAUAGUGAUUUAAAAACAUGUUCGAUUUCUGGUGAGAAUUUAAAUAAAGUUAUGUUUACAAAUAAUUGCAUUCCGAUAACACAGCGAGACAAAAUAAACAUUGUGUGCAUUUCAUCAACAAUCAUAUUUAUGCCCUACACCACUUGAGUGGGGAGGGCAUAUUGGGUUUGUGCUGAUGUUUGUAACGGACAAUAAUAUUGGUCAUAUAGCACCUUAAAGUAUACCAAUUAGAUCGAUUUAUGAUCGGCCCAUUAUUUCACCUAGACCCCAUGCAACUGAACCACCGAAUAGGGGUUGUAAAUCGUGUAAUCAAACUGCAAUUUUAAAGAUAAUUCAAUGAAAUUUGGCACAUGAUCUUCUAUGGUACCGUAGACGAAGCCUAUUGAAAAUGGUUAAUAUCGGCCCAUUAUUUCACC